Molecule: messenger RNA, 765 nt
Organism: Brenthis ino (lesser marbled fritillary)
Lineage: Eukaryota; Metazoa; Arthropoda; Insecta; Lepidoptera; Nymphalidae
Source: the annotation of a GenBank genome assembly
AUGAAGCCAAGUGGUGGAGGCGACGAAUAUGAUGAACCAGAACAUACAAGAAAACUUUUUAUAGGUGGUUUGGAUUAUCGAACAACAGAUACAUCUUUAAAAGAGUUUUAUGAACAAUGGGGUGAGAUUGUUGAUGUAGUUGUUAUGAAAGAUCCUCAAACUAAAAGGUCCCGAGGAUUUGGAUUCAUCACCUAUUCUAGAUCACAUAUGGUUGAUGAUGCUCAAAGUAAUAGGCCUCACAAAAUUGAUGGAAGAAUUGUUGAACCAAAAAGAGCUGUACCCAGAGACGAGAUACAAAGACCUGAUGCAAGUGCAACUGUUAAGAAAUUAUUUGUUGCUGGUUUAAAACAAGAUAUUGAAGAAGAGGACCUACGAGAGUAUUUUAGCACAUAUGGAGAAAUUGUUUCAGUUAGCCUAGUUACAGAAAAGGAAACUGGCAAGAAAAGGGGCUUUGGCUUUGUAGAGUUUGAUGAUUAUGAUCCAGUUGAUAGAAUAUGUUUACAACAAAACCACAAGAUUAAAGGACGCAGAUUGGAUGUGAAGAAAGCAUUAUCCAAAUCAGCAACAGGUGGCAAUAACAGCAGUAGACGAGGGCGCGGUUGGGGCAACCGGCAAGGGGGAGAUUGGGGAGAUUCAGGAUACGGUCAAGGAGGAGGUUGGGGUAAUCAAAACCCAUGGGACAAUUCAGAGGGUAACUGGAGCGGUAACCAGGGAUAUGGAGAUCAAAAUUGGGGCCAGGAUUUUGGUUCUGGAUACCAACAGAAC